AUGAAUGAUAUCUUCCGGCCUCACUUGCGAGAUUUCAUCCUUGUCUUCUUCGAUGACAUCCUCGUUUACAGCCGGUCGAUGGAGCAACACAUAGAUCACUUGGUACGGACCUUGAAUUUGUUGCAUGAGCACAGCUUGUUUGCCAAGUUAUCUAAAUGUAGUUUUGGUCAGCCCUCUAUUGGCUACCUGGGGCAUAUUGUAUCUAAAGAGGGUGUGAUGACAGACCCUGAGAAGCUUCAUGUAAUGAAAGAAUGGCCGCUUCCCAAAGAUUUACGUGGGCUGAGAGGGUUUUUGGGGCUAACAGGCUAUUAUCGUCGAUUUAUUCAGAAUUAUGCUCCUCUGACUAGUAUGUUAAAGAAAGGCAAAUUUGUGUGGACAGACAAAUCCAAAGCAGCUUUUGAGCAUUUGAAGGAGGCAAUGAUGUCUUCACCUGUGUUAGCCCUACCUGACUUCACUAAACAGUUUGUAGUGGAGACAGAUGCGUGUGAUUGUGGUGUGGGGGCUGUGCUCAGUCAGGACAAGCACCCCAUUGCUUUUAUGUCUAAAGCCCUUACUAGCCAAGCUCGUCCGUAUUCGACAUAUGACAAGGAGCUCUUGGCCAUAGUUCUGGCUGUCACUAAGUGGAGGCCGGCCAGAUGGCUUGCGAAGCUCCUCGGGUACGACUUUCUGAUAGAAUAUAAAAGGGGUCCUGAUAAUACCGCAGCAGAUGCGUUGUCUCGGCUACCUGAGCAGAUGUUGACACUUUCAGUACUAGAGACAGAUUUAUGGGGGCGGUCGACCUUAAGGCGUGAACUCCUUCUUCAUUUCCAUUGUGCACCUGCGGUUGGCCACGAAGGAGUAGCUAAGACCCUCCACCGGAUUAAGUCUCAGUUUUGGUGGAAAGGAUUACGGUCUGAUGUAAGGGAGUUUGUCGGUCAGUGCCAGAUCUGUCAGCGUGAGAAGUACGAGGCAACUAAGCCUCCUGGGCACCAGCACCCCUUACCCAUUCCGACUAGACCGUGGGCUGAUAUUUCUAUGGAUUUUAUUGAUGCCCUUCCCCGUUCAGAGGGCAAGGAAGCUAUUCUUGUGGUAGUGGAUCGCCUGACUAAGUAUGGUCAUUUCGCCCCUCUGCCCAGACACUACCACGGACCUCUUGUAGCUGAUGUCUUCCAGGAUUUCGUGGGGAAGCUGCAUGGCAUGCCUAGCACUAUCGUUUGUGACAGGGACUCUAUUUUCCUGAGUUCCUUUUGGAGAGAGUACAUGCGCAAGGCUGACACCACUAUAAACUUCAGCACGGCCCACCAUCCCCAGACCGAUGGACAGAGCGAGGUGGUCAAUCGCACACUUGAGACGUAUUUGCGAUGUUAUGUGGGUGAUAGACCGGCCACUUGGGUGCGACACUUGUCGUGGGCCGAAUGGGCCUACAACACUAGCUUACAUGGGGCCACAGCUAUGACACCUUAUCAGGCUCUAUACGGUAUUCCACCCCCUCGGAUACCGAGAUAUGAAGGGGGCACUGCCAGAGAUGAGGACGUCGAUUGCAGUCUUAGGACCCGAGAAGAUGUCCUGGCGACGACACUCCGAUGA
Nymphaea colorata (pocket water lily) is the source of this 1566-nucleotide messenger RNA. RefSeq lists its product as uncharacterized. The coding region runs from base 1 to 1566 and encodes 521 amino acids. Gene Ontology annotation, biological process: DNA integration. The record is from RefSeq and is a predicted model, not a curated record. The transcript is spliced from 4 exons. NCBI's taxonomy places the organism in Eukaryota, Viridiplantae, Streptophyta, Magnoliopsida, Nymphaeales, Nymphaeaceae. Gene Ontology annotation, molecular function: nucleic acid binding.